UCUAAAAUUAAGAGAUUUAUGGAAGAAGAAACAAAAAUUAGGUCUUUUAAUAUGUUAAGAUACCCGACAACUGUAUGACAUCUAAUCUGAUAUGGCUAAUCUGCCAAAACGGCAAAUAUUAUUUAUUACCAAAAAUAUUAAGACUGACGAUGAUCUUCAUCAUCAAUUGGAUAAUAAUCUCUAAAACAUUACCUUUAUUGAAUAUAUAUAGAGAGACUUAAAAUUUCGAAUAUACCUUUUUUUUUUUUAACAAAAUAUUUAGGAGGGCAAGUGAACAAUGAUGCAGUUUUCAUUUCAUAGAGUGAGGAAAGUAAGGUCUUUGACUCCUGGGAUUUUUGCUCUCGCUAAUCAUCACUUCUCAGUUGCUACUGAAUCCUCAUGGAAGCAUCGAACUUCCCUAAGAGUUCCAAAUUUAAUUGGUGGCAGCUUUGUAGAUUCACAAUCAUCAGAAUUCGUUGAUGUUAUAAACCCAGCAACCCAAGAGGUGGUUUCUCAGAUACCUUUAACCACGGAUAAAGAAUUCAAAUCUGCGGUUUCUGCAGCCAAGGAGGCUUUUCCGUCAUGGAAAAACACACCCAUAACCACAAGACAACGGGUCAUGCUCAAAUUCCAAGAGCUUAUUAGGAAGAACAUGGAUAAGCUUGCCUUCAAUGUGACUACAGAGCAGGGAAAAACACUGAAAGAUGCACAAGGGGAUGUGUUCCGCGGUCUUGAGGUGGUGGAGCAUGCAUGUGGAAUGGCAACUUUGCAGAUGGGUGAGUAUGUGUCUAAUGUAUCAAAUGGAAUUGAUACCUAUAGCCUAAGGGAACCUCUGGGUGUUUGUGCCGGGAUUUGUCCAUUCAACUUCCCUGCAAUGAUUCCCUUGUGGAUGUUUCCUGUUGCAGCUACUUGUGGCAACACCUUCAUUCUUAAGCCUUCAGAGAAGGACCCAGGGGCUUCCAUGAUGUUGGCAGAGUUGGCAAUGGAGGCUGGUUUGCCUGAUGGUGUUCUAAAUAUUGUUCAUGGAACCCAUGACGUUGUUAAUGCUAUAUGUGAUGAUGACGAUAUCAGAGCCAUAUCAUUUGUUGGCUCAAAUACAGCUGGUAUGCAUAUAUAUUCUAGAGCAUCAGCUAAAGGAAAACGUGUUCAGUCCAAUAUGGGAGCCAAAAACCACGGUGUUGUUAUGCCUGAUGCAAACAUAGAUUCUACAAUAAAUGCUUUAGUGGCGGCUGGUUUCGGUGCAGCAGGGCAAAGAUGCAUGGCAUUGAGCACAGUGGUUUUUGUUGGGGACUCAAAACCUUGGGAAGAAAAACUGUUGGAACGUGCAAAAACUCUGAAGGUCAGUGCUGGAACAGAACCUGAUGCAGAUCUUGGUCCAGUAAUUAGCAAGCAGGCAAAAGAACGAGUAUGUCGAUUGGUUCAAAGCGGCGUUGAUAGUGGAGCCAAAUUAUUGCUUGACGGAAGAGAUAUUGUGGUCCCAGGAUAUGAAAAAGGCAAUUUUGUUGGUCCCACAAUCCUGUCUGGUGUCACUCCCGAUAUGGAAUGUUACAAGGAGGAGAUCUUUGGCCCAGUUCUUCUUUGCAUGCAGGCCAACAGCUUGGACGAGGCCAUUAACAUUGUUAACCAGAAUAAGUAUGGUAAUGGUGCUGCUAUCUUUACCACAUCUGGUGUAGCAGCGAGGAAGUUCCAAACAGAGAUAGAGUCAGGCCAGAUUGGAAUCAAUGUUCCUAUUCCAGUUCCGUUGCCAUUCUUCUCCUUUACUGGAUCCAAGGCGUCCUUCGCUGGAGACCUCAAUUUCUAUGGCAAGGCUGGAGUUCAGUUUUACACCCAAAUCAAGACAGUAACACAGCAAUGGAAGGAUUUGUCAGGUGGUUCUGGUGUCUCACUAGCAAUGCCAACUUCUCAGAAGUAAUAAAAUGUGUCUUGAAGAACUUCAGAAUACCCUCUUAAAAGUGCAAUAAAAGAACAUUUCAAUAAAUUGCCCGUUU
This is a messenger RNA of Solanum verrucosum, 1967 nucleotides long. Its product is annotated as methylmalonate-semialdehyde dehydrogenase [acylating], mitochondrial. The transcript has 19 exons. Bases 278 to 1891 code for a protein of 537 amino acids. Gene Ontology annotation, cellular component: mitochondrion. Gene Ontology annotation, biological process: thymine catabolic process; L-valine catabolic process. The record is from RefSeq and is a predicted model, not a curated record. Lineage: Eukaryota; Viridiplantae; Streptophyta; Magnoliopsida; Solanales; Solanaceae. Gene Ontology annotation, molecular function: methylmalonate-semialdehyde dehydrogenase (acylating, NAD+) activity; malonate-semialdehyde dehydrogenase (acetylating, [NAD(P)+]) activity.